Schistosoma curassoni is the source of this 3571-nucleotide messenger RNA. NCBI's taxonomy places the organism in Eukaryota, Metazoa, Platyhelminthes, Trematoda, Strigeidida, Schistosomatidae. The record is from the annotation of a GenBank genome assembly.
CAGCAGGUCCCAAGUAUUGAUAACCAGAAGGGGCCUGGAUGUUUGAAACUCACCUCAACUUUGAAUAUUGAAUCACGAAUGACUUUUGGCGCAAUGACUACAUCUAACCUCCAUAACUAUGAUUUUUACCCUAAAAGAAAAUCAAUUGUCUGUUAUCUGUCAAAUCACUUCGUAAAAUUGCAACAUAUAGGUUGACUUGCUCACCUGAGCCAUAACAAAGACUUUUAACCUUUGUUGAAUAUUAUGAUGCGAGCCCAAAAUAAUCAAUUGGUGGUUAACGUAAAGACCAUCAAUAUGUUGAAGACAGGUAGUCCAGGAAUGCUGAAUACUCAUUUUUGGCACCGCUCGUCACGGUGGGAUUUUCAAGGUUGACACACGUUCCAAUGGUCGUUUUUGGCGGGCUUGUUUUCACAGUCGGCAUUCUUUUGUCUGCUUUAUUUAUUAUCUGGAAAUUGUAUAAUAAGUCAGUUAAAAGAGGUUUUAUUUUGAUAUGAAGUUCCCAAAAAACGGAAGAUACUAGGGGAACUUGAGAGAAGUCGGUGUAAAUGUAGGUGACAAAGCACUUAACUGUCGCCGUUCUCUGUAGACUUUUCUUACAUAUUUGUUAUGAAUUAAGGUAAAACUUACAGUGAUAUUACAGAGAGGUAAUGCCUGUGUCUAAAAACCGGGAACAAAUUAACAGCGAAUUUGUUGCAUUACCUUUCCCAUUACAACGCUUACUCACUACUUGUCAUGUCGGUAAGUAACUAUGCGGUAUCGUAAACUUUGGCAUGAUCUUUUUCACAUAUAUUGAACGAUAAUCAUUUAGCUGUUAAUAAACCUUGUGAAUGAGAAACAAAAAAGUAUAGUCUUACUGAUACUGUUGUGGGAUCUAAGCUUAGUGAUACUCCACUUUGCGGCAAUCCCCAUCAACGAUAACUUUAUGGUCAAGUGCGGUUUUAUUAUGUUCGGUAACAUUAAUCUUCUGGACGUUCUCAACUGGUUGUCUACCAGCCUGUCUAUCACUGCCGUCUAAAAUACGAAAUUACUCAUUUUACUAAUGCCUCCAAUUCCUCUUCGAUUGAUAAUGGGAACUGUUAGCUAAAUGGCCCAUCGCCAAGUUUAUUUUUGACUGAUGAUCAAACAUAGUGACAACAUUUGCUUUAUUCUCCGUCACAUCAGUAGCAUUGGCUGACAGUUUAGCUAUGUUUACAUUUAUUUCUGGUAGUCUAAAAGAUUAAAAAGUAUUUCAAACCAAACUUAUCCCAAUUCGCUCUGUUACCUCGAGUCGAAGUUCCUGAUGAUGGCAAUAACUAACUGCUUGAACUAUUCCGUGCAAAUUUGUAGGGAUAACAGGUCUAUUUUGCAAUUAGGGAACUCGGGGUUUUUAGCAGCUUAAUUCUCGGAUAUUUCACCUGGCUGUACCCAGUCUGCAUUUCUGUUAUAUCUAAGUCGACAGAAUCAUACAAGUUACUACAACUUCCAACCUAAGGGACAGACAAGAGGGAAUGUCUGUCAGGCUGAUUCAAAUAAUUCUGUUAGUUAACACAAACAACAUGCUUUAGUAGUGCUUGAAAUGUAGUAACCUCCAGUAGCCACACCAUCUCAAGGCUUCUGAACAAUUGUAGGCAAAUAAAAAUCAAUUAGUAACUUGUUCAAUUAGGAAUUAGUGAAUUCAAAAUCAGUUCCAUUAAAUUCUUCAACCAUAAAGGAGCAGGAAAAUGUCCUAAUCAUAGAGUUUGUGAAGGAUGAAGGUAUUAAAACUAAGAAACUUAGUUCCACCUUGAAUUCACUGCGAAAGUACUUUCUGCGCUCGCCUAUCAGCUUGAGAAGUGUGUUGAGAACGUGUAAAAUGUCCAGCCGAUGUUUACUAGCAGUGGUGUUUACUAUCACAUCAGAUUACAGACAAAUCCACCAAGAUGUGUCGAACUAUAUCCUCAAAGCCUUUUUUUUCUAUCAUCACUAAUGCUGUUGCUACCUCUAUUACUCUGGGAUUUUUCUUGACGAUUUCAUCUUACCGUGCUAGUAGGGUGUCGCGGCUUUAAUUAGUGUAUACUUGUGACAGGUUCUACGUUGCGUAUGACCGAUUAAUGUUGUUUUCUACUUUCGUCUAAUUUCGUUUAUCCACGUCUCAAAAUCUGUGGAAUUUUAAGUUUCGAAAAAUCGUUUUCCAUGUUCUCUGGAACAAUUGUGUUUAUUAAAAAUACUCUCUCCUUUAAGGUGGACAGCGCCCACACGUACAUCCAGCUGCUGCUGGCAGAGUACGUCGUCGCAUUGGAAAUGUAGGUGGACAGCGCCGUUUGGCUGCUCGGAUGAGAGAUGCUUCAGAAUCUGAGGAGGACGAUAGGCGUGUUAGAAAUGUCAUGGAAAAUGUAGACAUCCAGCCUUCAGAUACAGAUCAUCCAAAAGAAAGUUCAAAGAAAGUUGGCUCCAAAAAAGCUGCCAAGUUAGCUGAAAAGGAACGUCGAAAGGAAGAGCGAGAAGCUGAGGAACGUUACAGGGAGCACCAAAGGAAAAUCGAAGACAUGGAAAUUGAAAAACGUAAGAAAGCAGAAGAAGCAGAAGAAAAAGCUGCAGCAGCUGCAGCUGCUGCUGAAGCUAAACGUCGUGAAGAAGAGGCAGCUCGUGAACAAGCUGAAUAUGAGCGCUUAAAACAAGAGUUUAGUAUUGAAGAAGAAGGAGUAGAUGUACAACAACAAGAUGACAAAGCAAAAGCAAUGAUUAAUGCACAAAUUAUUGCAGCUAUUGAAGAAGCAAAAAUUAUUCCAGUCGAACAUUUGGCAAUCAAUUUGAAUUUGAAGACAGAGGUUUGUAUAGAAAAGGUCAAAGCACUUAUGUCUUCUGGUCGGUUAACUGGGGUAUUGGAUGAUCGAGGCAAAGUUAUUCAUAUUACAAAUGAUGAAUAUGAAGCCGUUGCUCAGUAUAUUGAAAAAUGUGGUCGUGUCACUUUAUCAGAAUUAGUUGAGAAUGGGCAUAAGUUAAUUAGAACUGGACCAAAUACUUCAAGAGGAUAACUUUAUCCUAAUAAAUAAUGUAAACUUGUUUAUUUUAGUCUUUUUUCACUCCCUACUUUGGUUACUAUUGUUUAUGUACAGUUGUUUCCUUACCAAUUUUACAACAUAAUAUAUUACUUGAUACUAUUGUUACUAGUACUAGUGGUAAUCAUAUGUGAUAACGGUUUUCAAUGUUAUUGUUUGUGUUGCAAAAAAUACCUUUUCAACUUCGAGAUUAUUAUAAAAUGGUAUAUGUUAUUUUGAGGUUAUGUUUUAUUCACUUUAUUUGACGAAUUCUUAAUUUACAAACAAUGUAAUUAUUCCAAUGCAAAUAUAUGCACCUUGAAUAUGACCGAUGACUAUUGUGUAUUGUUUUUCUUUCAAGGUAGUCAAGUAAAGUGCUGUAAGAAAUAAGAGAAGAUACAGUAAAUUUCACUUUUCAAAUCAUGCCCUUUUCCCUCAUUUUCAUACGACAUUCCAAUGAGUGACAGAAACCACAACAAAUGAUAAUAUAUGACCUUUGAUUGCAAAGAGAACUUUAUUUAAUGAUUAAACGAUGCCUUUCGUCUUUUUAUUCCCCAGAAAAUGUGGGACGAUGG